CUGUAGGGGGCAGCACUGCCUCCGGUGGCGCUUCGCUUCUCUACACACAAACGCAAUACAACCUCAACUUCCGGGUAGGAGUUUCAAACAACACUAGCUAAAUAGCUAGCAGUUACACAUUUUUGCUCAGGGAACUACAGCAAACUUUGCUGAGUUUUGGCUAGCGGGCUAGCCUGUUGUUUAAACCAGCCAGCGAUGUCAGCGAGCUCCAAGAGGAGAAGAGCCACCUCACCCUCCAGCAGUGUCAGUGGAGGGGGUGACCUCGAUGAUACCUCCUCCUCUACUCCUGGAAGUGGCAGAAAAAGGAGAAGAAUCUCCAAUGUUCCUCCUGUAGAUACGAUUGCUGUAUGCCAUGAGCUGUUCAACACUGUCAGGGACCACAAGGAUGAACAAGGGAGGCAACUUUGUGAAGUUUUCCUAAGGGUACCAAAGAGAAGGAAUCAGCCUGAUUAUUAUGAAGUGGUGUCCCAGCCAAUUGAUAUGACAAAAAUUCAGUAUAAACUGAAGUCAGAAGAUUAUACUGAUGUGGAGCAGCUUACUGCAGAUUUCCAGCUCAUGUUCAACAAUGCUAAAUCAUUCUACAAGCGUGACAGUGAGGAGUAUCAGGCUGCAUGCAAGCUGUGGGAGGUAUAUUUGCAAACAAGGGCUGAGUUUGUGCAACCUGGGGACGGAGAUGAGGAUGAUGAAGAUGGUGAUGAUAUGAUGGAUAAUCCAGGAAUGUCAACUGAAGAUGAGACCUCAACAGGCAGUUUGAAGGAGGUGCUGGAGCAACUCUUGGAGGCUGUGGUGUCACACACUGAUCCCUCAGGGCGUCUGGUCAGUGAACUGUUCCAGAAAAUGCCUUCCAAAAUGCAUUACCCAGACUACUAUGCCAUUAUAAAGGAACCAAUAGAUCUGAGAAUGAUCGCUCAAAGAAUACAGAUUGGAUACUAUAAAAGUGUCAAUGCUAUGGCCAAGGACGUUGACCUGAUGGCCAAAAAUGCCAAAACGUACAAUGAACCAGGAUCUCAGGUUUUCAAGGAUGCUAACACUAUAAAGAAAGUCUUCAUCCAGCGGAAGACUGAACUUGAACACGGUGAACCCACUAAAUCUAGUCUUCGCAUCAGAAAUCGCAGGUCUGGCCAGGGGGAUCGACUCUCUGGCGUCAGCGUAGCUCUUCACUAUGGCUCAGAGAGUGAGGAUGACCCUGUGCUCUCUGGCUCUGUGUGCUAUGACGAGGGAGAGUCAGAGGCUGAGAGUCAGAGUUCUAGUAUGGAAAUGAGCAACCCAAUCUUCCAACUGUAUGAAGCUGUGAGGGGUGCCAGGAACAACCAGGGCCAGGUCUUCUCUGAGCCUUUCCAGCACCUGCCCUCUCGCAGGGAAUAUCCCGACUAUUAUCAGCAGAUCAAACAGCCCAUCGCUCUGCAGCAGAUCAGGGCAAAGAUGAAGAAUGGCGAGUAUGAAAGUGUGGAACAGAUGGACGCUGACCUCACUCUGAUGUUUGAGAAUGCAAAGCGCUACAACAUGCCUAACUCAAGCAUUUACAAACGGGCCUUUAGGCUUCAGCAGAUCAUGCAGGCGAAAAAGAGGGAACUUCUGAGGAGAGAUGAUGAGGAUGGAGACAGCAUUCUGUCAUCUGAUGCAGGGAGCAUCAAGAGGAAAAGCCACAAGAAAAAUGUCAGAAAGAACCGAAUGAAAGCCUUAUACGUCGCAGUGACUGAGGCUAGGGAGGUGGGCACCAAUCGGCGUCUUUGUGAUCUGUUUAUGGUCAAACCAUCCAAGAAGGACUACCCUGACUAUUAUAAGGUCAUCCUCGAACCAAUGGACCUGAAGACCAUUGAGCACAAUGUCCGCAAUGAACGCUAUGCCACAGAGGAAGCUCUGAUGGAAGACAUGAAGUUGAUGUUCCGUAACGCCCGGCAUUACAACGAGGAAGGAUCUCAGGUGUAUAAUGAUGCUGAUAUUCUGGAGAAGAUACUGAAGGACAAGCGCAAGGAGUUGGGACCUCUGCCAGAAGAAGAUGAUAUGGGAUCUCCCAAACUGAAACUAAGAAAGAGUGGUGUUUCUCCAAAGAAGUCCAAAUACCUCACCCCCCUCCAGCAGAGGUUAAAUGAGCUCUACGAUGCUGUGCGAAACUUCACCGACCGCAGAGGUCGGCGUCUAAGCACAAUCUUCCUCCGUCUGCCAUCUCGUGCCGAGUUGCCUGACUACUAUGCUACCAUCAAGAAACCCAUCGAAAUGGAGCGCCUGCGAAGCCAUAUGGCGGCUGGCCGUUACCAAGACGUUGAAGCCCUGAUGGAGGACUUUGCUCUCAUGUUCAACAAUGCCUGCAUGUAUAAUGAGCCUGAGUCUCUGAUCUAUCGGGAUGCUCUAGUGUUGCACCGGGUGCUGCUGGAGACACGCAAGCAGCAAGAGGGAGGCGAGGACUCCGGGCCUCCUGCUGUGGGUCCUCUGGUGCGAGAGCUGAUCAGGAACCUGUUUGUAUCCGUGCUUGGCCACCAGGAUGAAGAGGGCCGAUGCUACAGUGACUCACUGGCUGAGAUUCCUGCUGUGGAUCCAGCCGCCCCUGAGAAACCACCGCUUAACUUUGAUAUCAUCAGGAUGAAUGUGGACCGUGGCCGCUACAGGAGACUGGAUGUCUUCCAGGAACACAUGUUUGAAGUGCUGGAGAAGGCAAGGAGGCUACACAGGACUGACUCAGAGAUAUUUGAGGAUGCAGUGGAACUACAACAGUUUUUCAUUAAGAUCAGGGAUGAGCUAUGCAAGAAUGGAGAGAUUCUGCUGUCCUCUUCACUCAACUACACAUCAAAACACCUGCACAGCGAUGUAGAGCAGGAGAAAAGGGAGAAAAUUCCCAAUGAGAUUGAGGAGGACAGGCGAAAGAAGGAAGAAGAGGAGGAGCAAAACAAAGAAGGUGAGAAAGCAGAGGACCUGCCAGGAGAGUCAUGGCAGUUAGAGUCGGAGACAGAGCGUGUGUACAGUCAGAACUGCAGCUUUGAAAACAGCACCUACCAUGUGGGGGACUUUGUCUAUGUGGAGCCGUCAGAGCCGAACCUGAAGCCACACAUCGUCUGUAUUGAACGCCUGUGGGAGGAUGAAGCAGGUGAGAAGUGGCUCUAUGGCUGCUGGUUCUACAGACCAAGUGAAACCUUCCACCUGGCAACACGCAAGUUUCUGGAAAAGGAGGUCUUCAAGAGCGACUACUAUAACAAAGUGUCUAUCAGUAAAGUUUUGGGCAAAUGCGUGGUCAUGUUUGUGAAGGAUUAUUUCAAAAUGCAACCUGAGGGCUAUAGAGCCGAGGAUGUGUACAUCUGCGAAUCCCGCUAUGCUGCCAGGAACAAGUCGUUCAAGAAGAUCAAAAUAUGGGCCGUACCCGUGAGCUCUGUGAAACUGGUCCCUCGGGAGUUGCCACUGCCCGUUGUCCGUGUUGCUUCCAUGUUUGCCAAGCCUGACCAGGACAAACAGACAAUUUCAUAUACAGACAGUGGCAGUUUUGUGGACAAGGAGAGAGAGGAUGUCCCUAUGGAGAUGAGUGGAGCGGAGCCUGGCUGUCAUUACUAUGAACAGUUACGCUACAACAACGUGUGGUUUAAAGUGGGAGACUGUGUUUACAUCCAGUCACAUGGUCUGUCAAAGCCCCGGGUUGCCAGGAUUGAGAAGCUGUGGGUGCAGAAUGGAACUACUUUCUUCUUUGGACCCAUCUUCAUUCAUCCUGAGGAAACAGAGCACGAACCGACCAAGAUGUUCUACAAGAGAGAAGUGUUUCUGAGCAAUCUGGAGGAGAUCUUGCCCAUGACCUGUGUCAUAGGCAAAUGUAUGGUGUCCUCCUUUAAGGACUACCUGUCAUGCAGACCUACUGAGGUUUCAGAAGAGGAUGUCCUGCUGUGCGAAAGCCGCUACAUUGAGACAGAGAAGCAGAUGAAGAAGUUCAAGGGUCUGAAACGCUUCUCAUACUCUUCCAAAGUGGUGGAGGAUGAGAUCUUCUAUUUCAGGAAAUUGAUAGUGCCACAGAAGGAAGCAUCACCCUUUUUGGACAAGAAGAUAGAUGAGCUUGAGGUUAAACUGGCAGAUAUUGAGGAUGCAGAUGAUGAUAUGGAAGAUAUGGAUGAUGAAGAGGAGGCUCCAGAGACACCUUCCAUGCCUCAGAUGCAAACUCCACUUGCAAGCGAUAUGGACAUCAUGCCAUACACACCUUCUCAGUCCACUCCUAGGGUGAAGGGCUUGUCAAAGAAGGAAGGGGCCAAGAGGAAGAUGAACAUGAGUGGCUAUAUCUUGUUCAGCAGUGAAAUGCGAGCAGUCAUCAAAGCUCGACACCCAGACUUCUCCUUUGGGGAGCUGAGUCGACUCGUAGGCACUGAGUGGAGGAACCUCGAGGCUUCCAAAAAAGCAGAGUAUGAAGAACGUGCAGCCAAAAUAGUGGAGCAACAAGAUCGUGAGAGACCACCCCAGAAGCAAGCGUCCCCUAGAGCAGGUACCCCCGUAGGGGCACUGAUGGGGGUGGUGCCAUCGCCUAGCACUAUGGGAAUGAUAAACCAGACCAUGUCACCUGUGUCAGGCAUGAUGGGAGCUUACGGCCCACCUUACAUGCCCAUGCAGGGCCCCCAUGAGGGCUUGUUGAGUGUGGCCCCAAUGUCACCUCACCCUGUAGGGGGCCCCCACCUGCCUCCUCACCAUCUCCAGCAAGGUAUGCCUGGGUACCCUGGCAUGCCUCAUCAGGGUAUGAUGGGCGCUGGUAUAAAUGGCAUGGCAGGAAGUCCUGCACCAGGAAACUUUAUGCAGCAGCCUGGGAUGUUCAGCCCAGGGCCACAUGCUCCUCCACCAUAUCCAGGACAGGGCCAGCCCUCACACCUGCAGCCCACCACUCCCAUGUUUGUGGCUCCACCACCAAAGACCCAGAGGGUGCUUCACUCAGAGGCCUACCUUAAGUACAUUGAGGGCUUGAAUUCAGAGUCUGGCACUGUCAGCAAGUGGGACCAAACACUCAAAGCUCAAAGGCGUGACACUCACCUGACCAAAGAGCAGGAGAGCCGGCUGCCAGCUCACUGGCUGAAGAGCAAAGGAGCCCACACCACCAUGGCGGAUGCACUGUGGCGCCUGCGUGACCUGAUGUUGAGAGACUCUCUGAACAUCUGUCAGGCACACAACCUGUAACCUGUUGGACUCGAACCACUAUAACCAGCUCACUCACUGCUCUUAUCCUCAAGCUUUGGGGUUUAGGAAGUAUUAUAGACCAUAGAAGCAAUUUUAUAGUGAAUCACCAUCAAUUUUAUAUUUAUUGGCUAACAUAAUGAGCUUGAUAGUUAUUUGUGUGUGGAUUUUCAUUUUUUUACAUGACCGGAUUAAUUGUGUUGCAAAAUCAGUGGUUUUUUUGGCUUACUGAUGCUACCAAAAUAAAAUUCCGAAUACCCUGUU
This is a messenger RNA of Siniperca chuatsi (mandarin fish), 5391 nucleotides long. RefSeq names its product polybromo 1, like (gene pbrm1l). The record is from RefSeq and is a predicted model, not a curated record. The transcript has 30 exons. Gene Ontology annotation, biological process: chromatin remodeling. Gene Ontology annotation, molecular function: protein binding; chromatin binding. Bases 196 to 5130 code for a protein of 1644 amino acids. Lineage: Eukaryota; Metazoa; Chordata; Actinopteri; Centrarchiformes; Sinipercidae. Gene Ontology annotation, cellular component: RSC-type complex.